Molecule: messenger RNA, 706 nt
Organism: Trichoplusia ni (cabbage looper)
Lineage: Eukaryota; Metazoa; Arthropoda; Insecta; Lepidoptera; Noctuidae
Gene: zetaCOP
Product: coatomer subunit zeta-1
Exons: 6
Coding region: 103-654 (183 amino acids)
Biological process (GO): intracellular protein transport; retrograde vesicle-mediated transport, Golgi to endoplasmic reticulum; intra-Golgi vesicle-mediated transport
Cellular component (GO): COPI vesicle coat
Source: RefSeq, a predicted model, not a curated record
AACCAAGUGUCAAGUUGAACACGUAAACGAGUUUUAUAAAUUCGUUGAUUAUUGCAUGUUUUGUUAGAAAUUUCAUAAAAUAAUUAGUAGAAUAACUUCACAAUGGUUCACACAACUAUGGAAGGAUCUCUUUUUGAACCAACAUUGUACUUAGUUAAGGGUAUGUGCAUCCUGGAUAACGAUGGCAACAGGAUCCUCGCUAAGUAUUACGACAAGGAUGUGCUGCCCACAGCUAAGGAACAGAAGGCAUUCGAAAAGAACCUGUUUAAUAAGACACACAGAGCGAAUGCAGAGAUAAUAAUGCUGGAGGGUCUCACCUGUGUGUACAAGAGCAAUGUUGACCUGUUCUUCUAUGUCAUGGGCAGCUCACAUGAAAAUGAGUUGAUUCUGCAAUCAGUAUUGAACGCUCUAUACGAGUCGGUAAGCAUUCUGUUACGAAGGAACGUGGAGAGGCGAGUGCUGCUCGACAACCUGGACGCUGUGAUGCUGGCCUUCGACGAGAUCUGUGAUGGCGGUGUGAUCCUGGACUCUGACCCGACCUCCAUCGUGGGUCGCGCGGCCCUCCGGACCGAGGACGUGCCCCUCGGCGAGCAGACUGUCGCGCAGGUUUUACAAUCGGCAAAGGAGCAGCUGAAAUGGUCGCUGUUAAAAUAAAAACAAAACUUAAUUUAUAAUAAAAAUAUAAUAUUCAAUAAGUUACUUUUAA